Messenger RNA from Thamnophis sirtalis, 566 nucleotides. It is a transcript of the gene LGALS1, whose product is annotated as galectin 1. Gene Ontology annotation, molecular function: lactose binding; laminin binding. The record is from RefSeq and is a predicted model, not a curated record. NCBI's taxonomy places the organism in Eukaryota, Metazoa, Chordata, Lepidosauria, Squamata, Natricidae.
CAGAGUAUUUAAAAGCAAGGGAGUGGCAUCAUAGUUCCCUUCAUCUCUGCGUAGGAUCUUCUCCGUGAGCUGCAGGAACAAGGAACAGAGCCAUGCCUGGAGUUGUUUGUACGAAUCUGAACGUUACACCUGGCCAGAAGAUAACAGUGAAAGGUGAUAUUCCAUCAGGAUGUAAGAGUUUUGCAGUAAAUCUUGGCAAAGAUGACAAUAAUCUUCUACUACACUUAAAUGCACGUUUUGACAUUCAUGGAGACAUAAGGACCAUCGUGUGCAAUUCCAAGAACCAAGGACAAUGGGGGAAGGAACUCAGGGAGACCAAUUUCCCUUUCCAGGAGGGUGGACCUACUGAGCUGUCCUUCAUACAUGACAAAAAAGAAGUGACUAUUACAUUGCCUGGAAACCAUCAGUUCAAGUUUCCCAAUGAAACUGGUUUGGAAACCAUUACAUUUAUCUGCACAGAUGGAGAGCUGAAAUUCAAAAGCGUCUCACUAGGUUAAACAACCUCCUGACCUGUUUACCUUUUUUUCUUAAUAAGGCAGCAAAAUAAAUGCAACUGAAUUCUGGUC